This is a messenger RNA of Arachis stenosperma, 1725 nucleotides long. Its product is annotated as FCS-Like Zinc finger 8-like. The transcript is spliced from 3 exons. The record is from RefSeq and is a predicted model, not a curated record. Bases 522 to 1391 code for a protein of 289 amino acids. Lineage: Eukaryota; Viridiplantae; Streptophyta; Magnoliopsida; Fabales; Fabaceae.
GCACACUUUCGCAGCAUCAAAAUUGAAACUCUUUUCUCUCUCUCUCUCUCUCUCUCUCUCUAAAAAAAUAAACCAUGAAUUAUGGCGAUUCGUGAAAUUGCACUUAGCUUAGCUAGGUAACAAAAACCAAACGAAAGGGUUCAAUAAUUUUGAGUAUCCGUUUCAUGGUGCCUUGUAUCCAUCAAAAACCGUUUCUUUAUCUUCUUCUUAUUCUGUGAUCUACUAUUGGUUCCUGAAAACACAUGUCAAUGGUGUUAUGGUGCUUGAACUGUUCUUAGAUCACAUGUCUCACACUGUUUCCUCUCUUGUUCAUUAACAUUCACUAAAAACCAAUACGCAAUUCAGUUUCCCUGACACUACUCUCAGAUCACAUAACAUAGCUUCUCUGUUAAGUCCCUUUUCUCUGUUCUUGACAUUCUCAUCAGUAUUCAGUGCUCUAUAGGAUUCUCACAAAAAAGGACCCGACUUUGAUCCUCAAUCUCAAACUGAAAAGACCAAUUUUGGGACUGAGUUUGUUCCUUAUGCUGCUGAGGAACAGAUCAAGGGCAGUGACCAAGCCAAGUUUGAUGGCUGAUCACAGCUCUUCUUCACAGCAAUCUUCUCAAAAUCAAAGCUUUUCAAAGAGGACAAUCCCUUCCCUUUUUGGGUCACCAAAGUUCAUCAGAGAUUUCACCUCAAAGUGUCUUUCUCUCUCACCACCACCGCCAACUGAAUCCUUGAGGAGCCCAACUUCAAUCCUUGAUGCAAGGGCAGUGUCCCCUUUUGCCUUUGGGAACCCAUUUUCACAUGAAAACAACACCAAAAAAAAGUGCACACAAACUGUUCACCAAAAUGCCUCAUCGGAAAACACAGCCUCUGCUGAUGAUUCCAGAGGCAUUGGCCUUGCUCUUGUAAAAAAUUCUGCUGAACAAAACAAAGGGAAUGUCCUCUUUGGGACACGUCUUAGAGUGAAGAUCCCUCCCCUUCCACCACCCUCCACAUUUUCCCCACAAACAUGUGAUGCUGAUGAUGUUCUGGUUGGAGGCAGAACCAGCAAGGAUUCUCAAAAUUCAGGAAUCUAUGCAAAUGAUUCUCCUCCUACCAAGGUUGUUUUUAAGGAUGGUGUUCUGUCUCUGAGUGAGAUGGAGCUUUCUGAGGAGUACACACGUGUCAUAUCCCAUGGACCUAACCCAAGAACAACCCACAUAUUCAACAAUUGCAUUGUAGAAGGCUUUUUUUCCCUACCCAGAAAACCUCCACCUCCUUCCGGGAAUUUCCUCAGCUUCUGUUACACUUGCAACAAACACCUUGAUCAUACACAAGACAUUUUUAUCUAUAGAGGAGAGAAAGCUUUUUGCAGCCCUGAAUGCCGCCACAAAGAGAUGGUGUUAGAUGGUGUAGAAAAUAUUUAGUAGGAGGAUUUUGAUAGUAACAGACGUUAUUAUUCUUGACUUCAACAUCCUUUACAUGCACCUUUGCCGCAAAGUCCUGCAUUUUGAGGAGGAUAAGAAUAAGAUAACCAACCAGCAGCAACAGCAGAAAAAGUCAAGUCAAAAUUUUUCCCAUUUCUUCAUCAUGGGUUUCAUGACCUGUAGUAUAUAUAUGUUUCAUCAUGUAAUCAGUGUAUGAUCUUUUACCCUUUUUUGAAGUCUUUUUUUAAUCCUUUUUGCCUCUCCCUGCAAAUAAAGAGAUAAGAGAGGAUGUAGAGUUCAAUCCAAGUGAAGUAAUGACCAAUUUGAUUGCUUC